AUGGGCGUCCCGCCGGGAUCGCAAGCAGCUCCACUUCCGAGCAAUCUGCCCUUUCGACUCGUAUCCAAGACUAUUGGAUCCGGCGCAUAUGCAUCAAUCCGCAAGGCAGUACCCAAGGACAAGCCGAAACCCGUCAUUGCCGUGAAGUUCAUCAACAAAGACCAUGCCUUCAGAGUAGGUCGGCUGCGACCCAAGCAGAUCGAACUCGAGAUCAGUCUGCAUCGGCAGGUGUCUGGACAUGCCAACAUCAUCCGCUUCUUAUCGCAUGGCGACGACCAAUCGUGGAUCUGGAUAGCCAUGGAGCUGGCAGAAGGCGGCGACCUUUUUGACAAGAUCGAAGCCGACGAGGGCGUUGGAGAGGACAUUGCACACUUCUACUUUAAGCAGCUCAUCAACGCCAUCGCUUGGUGUCAUGGCAAGGGUGUUGCGCACAGAGACAUCAAGCCGGAGAACAUGCUGUUGACGGCGAAUGGAGACCUGAAGUUGGCCGACUUUGGCCUUGCCACGGCCUUUCUCAACCCCAAGACUGGAGACUCCAAGAUGUGCGGUCUUGUGUGUGGCAGUCCUCCAUACAUUGCGCCCGAGAUCAUCCAAGUUGGUCUCGCAAACCAAAAGAGGAAGCAUGGCGAGGAAAAGUUUGGCUACUGUCCCAAUAUCUCGGACAUCUGGAGCUGCGCCAUUGUGUUGUUCGUACUGCUGGUUGGUAACACGCCCUGGGACCAGCCUGAACCGCGAAAGAGUGAGGAGUUCUACCAUUUCUGCGAGACACAAGGCCGACCCGAGGACGACCUCUGGGAGAAGAUACCCUCCGACGCCCUCAGUCUGCUUCGAGGAAUGCUCAAGGUCGAUGUACUCGAGAGGUUCAAGCUCAACGACAUCCGCAUCCACUCUUGGUACACCCGACCGAACAAGUUCAUGAAUGCCAAAGGAACCGUCUCGGACUCGGUCAGUCUAGCCACAAACAUGAUCGAGCGUCUACACAUUGAUUUCACCACCGUGCCCAUCUCGUCACAAAGUCAAGAGCAGCCCGAGCAGGUCGAAUCACAGCCUGCUCCCGCUCUCAUGUCAACGCAACCCGUCACACCAGCCUUUGAUCAGCCCUUCGACUGGGAAGCUCCACCACGUCUAGCAGGUCUCACUGCUUCACAGCCCGUAACUGCUCACGAUACAUCUCGUGUUGCCAUGACCCACGACCUCAUUGCCGCUCAGAUUUCUCAAGAACCGCACAUGACCCAAUUCAGCCAAACCCACAACGUACCUCUAUCCCUCACACAAAAUGCUCGCCGCUUCCGCGAUAUCGUACCCGCACAAUCUCUCGCUCGCUUCUAUUCCUACCAAGCACUGCCUCAGUUGCUUGGCACCAUUCGCAGCGCUCUACACACACUUAAUGUACCCAUACCCGCUACCGCACCUGCAGACGACAAGGCCAAGCAAGCCUACAUUCGCAUCCGUAUACUCGACGGCCGCAAGCAAGGACUCAGCGGCAAUGUCGUCCUCGAGUCCAUUGCUGAAGAUGGGCUUGUUGAGGUCAGAUUCGUCAAAGCAAAGGGUGAUCCCCUGGAAUGGCGCAGAUUGUUCAAGCGGGUCGCUGUGCUCUGUCGCGAUGCGAUUCUCAUGCCUAGGGAGUGA
Messenger RNA from Aureobasidium subglaciale EXF-2481, 1629 nucleotides. RefSeq lists its product as uncharacterized. Gene Ontology annotation, molecular function: protein kinase activity; ATP binding. Gene Ontology annotation, cellular component: site of double-strand break; cytoplasm; nucleus. Bases 1 to 1629 code for a protein of 542 amino acids. The transcript is spliced from 3 exons. The record is from RefSeq and is a predicted model, not a curated record. Lineage: Eukaryota; Fungi; Ascomycota; Dothideomycetes; Dothideales; Saccotheciaceae. Gene Ontology annotation, biological process: mitotic G2 DNA damage checkpoint signaling; protein phosphorylation.